GAAGUUAGCUAUGGAUGUCAUGUACUCAGUUAAAUUUCGCUCGUUGUAAUUUUGAAAUGGCGUGAUUGUAGUUUUUCAGAAUUAUCGACUUAAAAAGCGAAGCUUAACGAAAAAUCAUUGUGUUAUAAGUUAAAAAUAUAUAUUAUUAUCGAUUAAUACAAAUCGGACGUUCCUACUUGGCUUAGUUCUUCCAACUUAUUGUACUUCGAGGUGAUUUUGUAACAUAACCUCAACGAUGUUUAACUCUUCUAAAUUAAGCGACUCUUCAAAAUUUCUAAAAACUACUCUACUGAAUCCUUACGAUGAUUCUAUACACGAACCAAAUAGAACCUUUUCGACUCCAAAAAUUACGUCUACGCCAUUGCAUAGCGUAUUUGCCACUCCACCCAAAAAUCAAAUAAUGACACCUCGAAGAUAUUCUUUAUCUGAAGUUGCUACACCACCCAGGAAUAAUAGAAGAGAUGAUAUAAAUAUAAAAUCCCAACAAUAUACUCCUGGUCCAUUAUUAUCGUCUACGAAAUUCAAUUUAAGCGUUAGUACGUUCGAAGACGCCAAGAGUCCGGGUCUUGUUAAUCGAAUUGUCCAAUAUAACGACGAAGUGGAAAAACAAAGACGUCCGGCUACACAUCAAGCUAAAUAUGGCACUGUUGGGUUGUUUCCGAUAGUACAUCUUUUUAAAAACAAAUUACCAGUUUUGGAACAGAAACCUAAACGUGUUACCAUCAGAGUAGCUACUCCAGAUAAAAUGAAGCAUACAACUGAAUAUAAUAGAAAAUUAUUAGAAGGACUCGUAAAACCGAGUGGAAGUAAUCACAAUAUUUCUCAUUUGAACCAUUCUGAACAUUCAACAAGUACAAGAAGUGUCUUGGACGCUUUGAAGGAAAUAUCUAGAAAAAGAAUACACGCCAGCGAAGAGAUUGAUUUACACGAAGAAACUGGUAAAAGAUUGCGAACAGAAAACGAAGUUUGUACAGAUUCGAAUAAACGAGGUAGAGACGAAUCUCCCCAUUUGGAAACAUCGACGAGUCCCAACAAACCCGCUUCGAAGAAAAUCUGCAUGUACGACGAAUAUUUGGCGUCUCGCUCAUCGAUGGACUUUGCAUUCAAUAGAUCAGACUCGAAAAGAAAAUACAUAAGUACAAGUACCGUAACUGAAAAUCCCAAGGAAUCUAAACAAGUCAAAUUAGUUAAUGUCGAAACGCAAACAAUUGAAGAAGAAAAACCAGAAAACACUGAAGAUAAAUGUUUGGAAACUGAAGAUGACGCUGAAACUGACAAAACUAAAAAAGUGAAAUCAAUAUUGAAAGUAUUCGACGAUUCCCCGUUGGAGAGAAUAAGAAAAAAUAGAUUGGCAGCCCUUAUGGGUAACCUAGUAGGAAAAGAUCCGGUACUCAAAACGAAACCCGAUUAUCCAGACGCUUUGUCUCAUCAAAAAGACCCAGAGAACGAUGAAGACGUAAAAGAAACGACGGAUAAACCUCUAGUUUCGAUAUUGGCGCAAAAAUCCCCGAAAAAGACCGCUAAACACGUCACUUUUAAUAUACCGGAAACGACGACAGCAAGUGACACGGUAAACGACGUUGUUCCUUCACUACCGGAUACCAAACAAACUUCAAUUGAUGUUAAUAGAGAGGAAAUAUGCAAAAGUACCAGUACAACAAGCGUAAUAACAAAUUCAUUGAUUUUUACGUCCAGUAGUACUACUACUAAUAGUGUUCCCAGUACUACUACUAAUAGUGUUCCCAGUACUACUACUACUACUAGUGUUCCCAGUACUGCUUCUACAUCAAUUACAGUAGAAAAUCCGAAAAGUUUUACUUUUGGUAAUGACAAAAAAGUAGAAAAUCCUAUUACUAGUACCACUGUAGUACCGGUUACUUCUUCUCCACCGAAAAUCGGCGGGUUCAAAUUCGAUUUACAAAAAUCCCCAUCGAAACCUUCCUUAACCAGUAGUUUUAACUUAAAUUCCCAACCAGGUGUUAAUAUUACUACCGAUAAAGCGGAUACGGGUACUGCGAAAAGUACUUCAGGCGUCGUCGCUUCUUCUAACGAAAGUACCAAACCGUCUUUCACUUUCGGUUCUUCCGGUACUACUUUUAAUUUCGGUAAAACUCUCCCUACUUGUAAACCAACCGAUUUUCCUUCGCUAUUUGUCGGUGGUACUACCACUAACGCCGUUACCACCUCUGCCAAAACUAGUUUCAGUACCGUAACCUCGAUUGCGAAUAAAGAUUUGAUUACGAGUCCGUCUGUUACGAGUACUUUCGCUUCCCCGAUACCCGCUUUCGGUAGUUUUCAAUCUAAAGUUGAUAAUGGUAGUACCGGAUUCGGUAUUCUUCCUACUACGACAGCUAACGGUACUACUUCAGUUAAUUUUGCACCUACCGUAACUACCGCCUUCGGAAUAUCAACUACCAAUUCGAAUUUCGGUACUAACCCUAAUUUUGCCGUUACUACAACUCCUACUUUUGGUAGUACUACAACGCCUAGUUUCGGUACUACAACUCCCGGUUUUGGUACUACUAGUACUAAAAUUCCCGAUUUUGGUACUAGUACUACAACUCCUAGUUUUGGUACUACCAGUACUACAACUCCCGGUUUUGCUACCACUAGUACUAAAACUCCAAGUUUCGGUACUGCUGGAACUACAACUCCUGGUUUCGGUACUACUACUACUACAACAACUCCCAGUUUUGGUACUACAAUUCCUGGUUUUGGUACUACUACUGGUAUUACAACUCCCGGUUUUGGUACAACUACUACCACAACUCCCGGUUUUGGUACAACUACUACCACAACUCCCGGUUUCGGUACUACAACUCCUGGUUUUGGUACUACUACUGGUAUUACAACUCCCGGUUUUGGUAAUUCUUCAGGAUUCGGUAGUACGACCCCAGCUUUCGGUAAUUCUACUACUCAAGCGUUCGGUACUAACGGUACGUCCGGUUUUGGUUCUCCAACAACAACUGCUAACAGUAUUUUUGGCCCUUCAACGACUAUUUCAACUUUUGGUGGCACUUUAAACAGUACUUUCGGUACCGCGACUACGGCUAGUAGUGGUUUCGGAACCGCCGCUUUCGGAACCGGUACUAAUCAAGCGUCCGGUUUCGGUACUACCGUUACGUCGGCUUUCGCUUUCGGUGGUAGUACUGCUCCGUCGUCUACCGGUUUCGGAAUCGUUACUACGGCGUCCGGAUUCGGCGGUAACGCCGCUUCCAUAUUUUCUAAAACGAAUGUACCGUCUUUCGGCGGUACUGGUUCGAAUACUCCUUUUACGGAAACCGGUUUCGGAGCACCGGUUUCUAGUGCAUCAGCGUUUGGUACUGCGACGACGACGUCUUCGUUUAAUUUCGGAGGGGGUAACUCGUCGUUUACCGCUCCGACUACUACGAGUUCGAUUUUCGGUACCACCCAAAGUCCUUUCGGUGGUGCGGUGGCGGCGGCGACGACGACCACGACUUCGUCAAAUGUCAAUUUUACUUUUACGGGGAAGGGUACCACCAGCGGAACCUUUCCUUCUACUAAUACGGUGACUCCGUCGUUUGGAAGUACUUUUGGGCAAAGUGGUACCGGUUUCGGUGCUCAAACUACCGGUUUUGGUACUUCUAAUAAGGGUACGUUCGGUAAUGUGGCAACCGGUUUUGGAAGUAAUGCGGCUACUCCAGCUUUUGGCGGUACCACACCAGCACAACCUUUCAGUACUACAAACGCGAGUUUCAACAAAACUCAACCCCCAACUCAGAGUAACUUCGGAUCGCCUCAAUUCAGCUUCAACCAGCAAAAUAAUACUGUGAACAGAAGCUCCGUGUUUACAUUCGGUAGUGCUAGUGGUGAAAAAUCCGGUGUGUUUAAUUUCGGUGCUUCGAGCGGAGAAACCGCUAAAAAGUUCGAUUUCAACGCGAGUAGUAGUGCAGCUCCACCGGCGUUCGGAGCCUCGUUCGGCGGUAAUACGUCUGCUCCGGCUUUCGGUGCUACGGCACCUUUACCGGCCGGAGGGUUCAGUAUCGGUGCCGGAACCCCUACUCCUAAGAGAACCCAGAUUAAGGCCAAGAGGAGAACUUGAUUGUUAACGAAAAUAUUGUAAGGUAGAUGAUUUUUUUUUAAUUUUCGUUUUCGAUAAAAAUGUAAGUAGAUAAAAUCUGUGGAGGAAUGAGUAAAAUAUCGAAUUGUGACGGUUGUUUGAUGAAACAAUACCUAUUUGAAUUAAUUUUUUUUUGCGAAUGAAUACAAUCCGGUAAUUUGAUUAUUUCGCUAUUUCCAUCAGUUUUUCUUUAAAAAAUUGUAGUUUAAAUUUAUUUUUUUAUAUACAAAUACAUAAAAUAAAUGUAUACGGUGUUAAGUUAAUAUAUUUAAUAUGAUAUAAAUUUUUACUCAAAUUAGAAUUAAAGGAAAUCUAGUGUUGAAGUGGUAAAAAAAAUAUUUUGAUCCAAUUUUUAUAUUAUAACGAUAAUAGUCUUUAAUGGAUAUAAUCGGUGAAUUCCAACCUAACUUUUUGGUAGGGCACUCGUGUCGAUGAUCAAAAUCAGCUGAUACCCAUUUCAAAAUGACUGCCGUAAGGUAAACAACUGUUUUUUUUUUGUAAUUUUCUGUUUGAUUGAUUUGUUAGAAACGUUGUUUUGUUGUUGUUUCAUUUUUAACUAUAUUGGAAACUGGUGGGAAAUGAGCAGGAUUCUAAGUGAAGCUCUUUUCAUCUAAUUAAAAGGAGGUAACUAAAUUUUAAAUUUUGUCCUUGUACCUUUUAUCUGCCGCUGGGUUAUCAUUUUGCAAACGUCUCAUGUUUAAUAAAUUUGAAUGCAACAGUGGAAAUUAAUUUCCUGCAGACUGAGUAAAAAAACUAUGAAAAUACUCAAUUUCCGCUGUAUUAGUUUCACUAAAAUAAAUCUAAAAGUACCUGUGGGGUUCUUUUAAUAGCAUAAAACUAAAAAACAAUACAAAACCAUCAAACUGCUGGAAAAAAUCAAGAAAAGCUAACGAGUAAGUCGAUGGUUUACCCUACAUAAUGAGAUCUUUUCUUAGAUUGCCUAAUGUCAUUGUGAUUUCUUCUUUUUUUUGAUGAGCAUACUUAUGACAGAACUAAAUCAAUAACGUAACCUUACUUCAUCGUAUGUCAUUAAAGUCAAUUAAGUAUUUCAAAUGUCAUUAUUUCUCUUUUUUUUUUAAAAAAAAGUAAUAAAUUAAUUUUAUCUGGAAAAAAAAAGAAAUGUUUCUGAUAAAUGUUGAUAUUUAGAAAUUUUCUAAAUUCAAAAUGGCUGCGGUGUAAACUGUCCCCAAAAAAAAUUGAUGCGAUUUUCCCACCUUCCCAGGACUAUUAAAUUUAGUCUUUGGUUGGUUUUUUUGUUUGAAAAAAACUUGUACUCUAAACUACUGGUUUCUAAUUGGUUGUAAGCCAGUCAAAACAGUAAAAUGAUAAUUUCUUGUAACAUACAUUCGUUAUAAUAGAAAAAUUGAUAUCAAAAUAAUCAUUUAUAGUUUAAAUAAGUGAAACUUGAUGAUUUUUUUAUGAAUAAUACUUUUAUGAGUGAAAACUUUAUUAAAAAUAUUUUUUUAUAUAAUAAAUAUAAAUUAUGUGAAGUAAGCAUGAUGUUGUUUUUUAUAUUUAGCUAUGUUUAACUCUAAUUCAAGAAAUGUGAUAAAUAGAUUAUUAAAGAGAGAUUGUCAUGCUUACUGAGGCAUGAACAUUUUUUUUGUCAAUAUUUAUAAGGAUAUUUUUAAUUGUUUUUGUUCAGAUUUGAUUAUUUCAAAAAUAAAAUUAUUUAUUGAA
Diorhabda carinulata is the source of this 5761-nucleotide messenger RNA. Its product is annotated as mucin-2-like. NCBI's taxonomy places the organism in Eukaryota, Metazoa, Arthropoda, Insecta, Coleoptera, Chrysomelidae. Bases 236 to 4063 code for a protein of 1275 amino acids. The record is from RefSeq and is a predicted model, not a curated record. The transcript is spliced from 6 exons.